AACAAUACUUGGACAAAAGAGGAAAGGAGAGUAAGAGAUAUUAGGAAACCCUAAUAUUCGGACAUUCAGCAGCGUCCAGGUGAAUAGCCCCCAGAAUACGAACAAGAAGGUGAGCAGCCUGAAGAAAGGUCAUCUGAGCUCUUGAUGUAGCAUACUCUCGAGCAAGCAGAUGAGCAACAACGUUCGCUUCUCUAUAAUAGUGCUGAAAGGAGAAAUUGAGGUCCGAAGCAAUCCGUUUAACAGGAAGAGUAAGAUGAUUGAAGCUAGUUGAGUCUCGAUUUUGCCGAAAAAAGGAAACUGCAGCAAGAGAAUCGGUCUCAACCUCAACGUUAGAGAAACCAGCCUCUUUCAACCAAUGAGUAGCUACGAAGAUUGCGGCCAUCUCAGCUUCCAGAACCGAGCUUGCCUUAAUGGGAAAGGUGCCUACGAAAAUGAAAUUACCCCCAGCAUCCCUGAGCACAGCACCACCAGACGAAGAUCUAUUGUUCAAGGCGGCAUCAACUCUCAGAUUAAAGACUGGCAAUAACAGAAAGUCUCCAGGAAGCAGCGAUUGUGGCGCUCGAAGCCUGCGAGCCCUCUCUGGCAUGCAGCAGCGACUCCGCCUUUCUUCCUGAUGAAGGUGACCGUAGGCGGCUGGCGGCGAGAAAAUAGCUGCUGUCUUUAUUCUCCAGACCUAACCUAGCUACGGGAAAUGAAUGCAGGCCACACGUUUUGAAGAAGGGCCUCCUAGCGCAUGGACUGUUCGCUAUCAGACUCCGCUGGGAAACUUGGGCCAAGAGGGGGAGCAGUGGGCCAAGAUUACAUGGAGCUCAAAAUUGAGUCUUAAAGCUGCUGAUGUGCCACAGUUUUAACAACACAUGAAGUCCGGCUCAUCCUUAAGCUAAGUGCUCUUUCUCUCAUUUUUAUAUAAUUUGUCAAAUUCAUAAAUUGAUUCAAAAGUGCAAAGCAAAAUCAUAAAAUAAAAUAUUUUAAUAAUAUAGCAUCAAACUUCAAUCUCGAGGAAUGAGUCAUCCGUUAAAAUACCCCUAAAAAGAGUGAGUCUGGUGGAUUCGAACUACGAACUUGAGCACAAGUUGAGCUAAAUUACUAAUUUAUUAUCAUUAUUUUUUUAUAUAGAAAAAACAGACUUAUAAAUUUCGAGCACUCACGUACACCGGUAGAGUGAUGAAAUCUCACACCAUCGGGUCACGUCAUACGGGUGUCACGAUAAUAAGCUCUUAAUCCAAAUGUUAUCUAAUGCACACCCUAGUUUCCAUGUUUUGUACGAGUUAUGUGUGCCCCUAACUAUCAGAGUCAUACUCUAGCUUAGGCGCGUCCCACGCUUUAACUAAGCUUAUAAAUCUAGCUUGAGCUCUAUGUUGAAAAUUUGAAGCCACUUAAUGUGCUCAAGAAAAUAUAACAAAUUUAUUUGAAUACAUAGGUGCAACAAGUGUUCUAAAAGGCGCCAGGCGCUAGUCGGACAGUAACUGGCCGCCUAGCGCCUAGUCUGCUUAGGCGGGCGCCUAGGGCGCCUAGGUAUUUUUCCAUUAGUUUUUGUUUUCUUUUUAUUUCCUUUGAAUUUUAAUUAUAUUAAUAAUAAUUUUAUAAUAUUUUGAAAAUAGAAAUAGCUCAUAUAAUCAUUAGAUGUUAAGUUUUUUUAUAGUAGAAUCAUCAAUAAUAAAAUAAUUAAUAAAUAAAUUAAGAUAUUUGUGUUUUUUACUCUCUUAAAAUCUUAAAAUACAUUCUAAAAGGUUCAUUUAUAUUUAAAAAUUAUUUUUUUAUUGUGAGAAUAUGAAAAUAAAUUAUAUAGGAAUAGAAUACUUCGUGAUCACACAAUAUUUAAACAUAAAACGGGGAAAAAAGUUGGUUCAGGAAAAUUUUCAGUCCAGGCCGCCUAGCCACCGCCUAGCCCGCCUAGGCACCCGCCUAGCCGACUAGGCGCCUGCCUAGCCCGCGAAACGAUUUUUCCCACCGAUUAGAGCGAAAUCAGGACGCCCGGCCACCGCCUAGCGACUAGGCCGAUUUUUAGAACCAUGGGUGCAAGUGCAACUAAAUGAUGGCAUCAUACCGGCUUCUUAGCCGUCUCUCCCGGUCAUCUUUAUUUGAUCACUUGGAAAUCAUAUACAUAAAAUGCUGAAGUAGAUACCUUUAUACACAACAUGCAAAUCCAAACUGAUAUAAGAAUUUCUUUUAAUCACAUGAUCGGAUAUGCUAUUGUCUUAAAAAUAUUCUUGUUUGCUGGGAAUUUUGCAUACCUUUCAUUCCCCACUUAAGUCCAUGAGAAUUUCUAACCGUGAAAUACUCUCUACCCCUCUUGCCGAUCCCAUAAUCGACAGUCAAAACAAUGAACUAAUUGAGAUUUCUCUUUUCUUUGUUUGCGGGACGACGAUGAAGAAGAUGUCCGGUUCAUUGGUCCUUGGUAGAGCAUCCUUCUUACAUGAGAGCAAUUAUAAUACAUCAUUACAAAGUUACGAAGUAUCUUAGUUACAAAAGCACGUAGUCUAUUCAUAGCAAUCUGACAACAAAGUUAUUUAUUUAAAAAUAGUUAAUAACAUACUAAUAUUAAUGUUAACAAUGAUAAAAACAACACUAAUAUCAUAAUAAAAAAAAUAAUACUCAAUAAUAAAUCAAUACCUUUUUAAUUUGAAGAAAUUAUGGUGGAAAAUCACAUGUUGCAACCACAUGAGUUUUUUUGGUCUAGAAGUGCUUUUACAAACACUUCACCCACCGUAUCAUUCACAAGAAAGUCAUCCCUUCAACUUUAAAAGCUAGAAAAAAAAGAUUACGAUAAAAUCUAUUGCGUACAAUAAUACGUAAGGUAAGCACAAGUACAUAUUAGAACAAAUGCACAACAUAAAAACUUCCAAUACUAUUAAUAAACAAGUUUUGAUGUUUGCACGUAUAUAAAUACGGAAGAUAUUAUAUGCUAACAUGGAACUUUGAACUUCAAUCUUCAGUUGUAAAAUGGAUUCAUGUUUCAUUGUUUUGUAAUGGUUAAAGUGAACUUACUAUAUCACUCGAGUAAACUAAUACACCAAGAUUAAACCAUUUCUCAGAAUAGAGUUAUCUUCGCUAAAAGUUCAUGGUGGUUUAAAUAAAUAUUCAAAUACUAAUGUUAAUUAGCCCAUAAAUAUGUAUCUGCCAUCAGUUUUUGGAUAAAAAUGUCAACCUCUUUUAGUUUUUGGAUAAAACUGCAAACCUGUAUUAGUUUUUGGAUAAAAAUGUGAACUUCUAUUACACACAUAGGAACAUUCCGUAUAAUAUAUUUUAGGUGUGCCUAUAACACACACAUAAAAAUAUGGAAUAAUCUUACGUUGUCUCUUUUAAUGUUGGGUGCUUAUGGUGAGGAUGGUAUGAAACUUGUCUUCUUGAAACGAUGUCACUUCUUUUCCCUUUUUGGUCAAUAAGUCAUUUCGCAACCUUCUUUAGAGAUGAAACAGACUCUUUACAAUCUAUUGCCACAUUGUUCACCAAAUCUUGUGGUGAAAGUGAUUGUAGGUUGUUCGGAUUUUUGAAGUUGUGCAGGGUUUUGAUUGCAUGACCAGUAGCAAAAAUCCAACAAUGAUCUGAAUAUAAAAAUUAAAUUUACAUACAAGUAUACAAGAUUAGUGUAGUAAAUAUCGAAUAACUUCAUGCAUCCAAGAACCUUUUAAAAUUACUCCAUAUUCUUUAUUGGAUGUAAUUAAUUUUACACUGUUUUUUAACUUUGGCAAUCAUGGAAAGUUUAAGUAUGUAUAAGUUGACUAAAACAUUGAUUUCUAACGUGUGACUCAUGUGACUAACAAAAUUAAACAUAUUCAUGUCUAUUUGAAGGUGUCUAUAACAUCUUCUUCAUCGUGUGUCCCCCAUUUAAUUACUGUUAUAUUAAAAUAGACAUGAAUAUGUUUCAUUUUGUUAGUCACAUGUUAGAAAUCGAUGUUCUAGUCAACGUAUACAUACUUAAAAUUUUUAUGAUUUCAAAAGUUAAUAAACAGUGUAAAAUUAAGAACACCCAAUAAAGAAUAUGGAUUAAUUUUAAAAGAUUCUUGAUGCAUGAAGUUAUUUUAUCUUUACUACAUUAAUCUUGUAUACUUGUAUAUAAAUUUAAUUUUUAUGUUCAGGUCAUUGUUGGGCUUUUGCUACUGCUCAUUCAAUCGAAGCCUGCACAACUUCAAAAAUCUGAACAACCUACAAUUGUUUUCACCACAAGAUUCGGUGAACAAUGUGACAACAGAUUGUAAAGAGAUUGUAAAGAGUCUGUAUCAUCUCUGAAGAAGGUUGCGAAAUGGCUUACCGACCGAAAAGUGAAAAGAGGUGUCAUCGUUUCAACAAGACAUGUUCCAUACAAUCCUCACUAUAAAUACCCAACAUUAUCAGAGUUCAAAGUCACAUGUUAGCAUAUUAUAUAUUUCGUAUUUAUAUACGUGUGAACAUCACAACUUGUUUAUUAGUAGUAUUGAAUGUUUUUUAAUUUAUGCAUUUGUUUAUUGAAUGUUUUUUUUGUACGGAAUAGAUUUUAUCAUAAUCUUUUUUUACUAGCAUUUCAAAGUUGGGUGGAUAACUUUGUUGUGAAUGAUACGGUAAUGAAGUGUCAAACACUUCGACCAAAAAACUCUUGUGUUUGCAACAUAUGAUUUUCCACUAGAAUUUAUUCAAAUUAAAAAGGUAUUGAUUUAUUUUUGUUAUUAUUAUAUUAGUGUUGUUAUUUUUAUCAUUGUUAAUAUUAGUAUGUUAUUGUUUAUUUUUGAGUAAUUAACUUUGUUUUCUAAUUGCUAUGAAUAGAGUACGUGCUUUUGUAACUAAAAUAUUUCGUAACUCUGUAAUGAUGUAUUAUAUUUGCUGCCAUAUGAGAAGGAUGAACUCUACCAAGGACCAAUGAACCGGACAUGUUCUUCAUCGUCGUCCGCAAAUAAUGAAAAGAGAAAUCUCAAUUGGAUCACGUUGUUUUGAUUGUCGAUUAUGGGAUCGACAAGAGGGGUAGAAAGUAUUUCACGGUUAAAAAUUAUCAUGGACUUGAGUGGGCGAACAAAGGGUAUGCAAAAUUUUGCAGCAAACAAGAAUAUAUUUAAGACAAUAGCAUAUCUGGUUAUGUGAUUACAAGAAAUUCUUCAAGGUGUGUAUAUAUAUAUGUUUAUGCAUUACAUUGAUCGAUUUUAAUUAAUGGAGAAUCCUAUUCAAAAGAAGAGAUCGAUGAAAUUCGUAAUAUUUGGUGUAGGUAUUUUGUUGAUGAAAUGAUGGUGGUGAUGUGGUGUAAAUGUAAACUUAUGUAGUAGCAGUUGGAGUACAUUUGUAAGUAGCUUACAAAUGUAUUUUGAAUUAUGUUUAUGUUGUAGUAAUUUAAGAGAUAUUGAUGGUGGAUCUUUCAUUAUAUCAGUAAGUAGCUUUUAUUUAAAUUUUCGAGUGAUGGAUAUGAUAUGGUUUAAUUUUAAAUCAAACGGGAAAUUGUAUAAAUCGAGAAAAAAAAUUAAAAAAUUAAACAUUAGGUGGCGGUUCUAAUAGUAAUAACCGCCGUGUCUUAAAUUGAUUUAAAUUAAACUAUGACAUAUGCUGCGGUUCUUAGUAUAAAACCCGUCGCAAUUUAAAUUUCAUUUAUUCCACACGCGCGUCGGUUUUUAACAUAAAAAUCACCGCCAAUUAUUUUUUAUUUCUAGAACCGACGCGUAUAAGGCUUUUUGCACUAGUGACUAGUGUAUAUUGUUUUAUGGUAACGAGUUGACUAUGAAUGUUUUUACUUGGAUUAUAAUUUGUUGGUCUGGUCUGUUUAAGUUUGAUCUGGUCUGGUUUGUUUAAAUUUGGUCUGUUCCGAUCUGGUAAAUGUCUGAUUUUUGUGUAUUUUAUAACUACGGAAGUCAAGUCUGGUCUUGUCUUGUCUGUUUAAGUCUGGUCUGUUUAAAUCUGAUCUGGUCUGUUUAAGUCUGGUCUAGGAUUGAAAAUAGUCCAAGUAAAAACAUCCUAUAGAGACGGGCGAAUAGGGGUAUACAUGGAAAAAGUGUACGGAAUUAACAAUUAGUUCCACUCUUGGUCCUUUGAGUUUUAUGUUAAUUCCACAUUUAGUCCACGUAUUUCACUUAUUCAUUUUUUGUACUUGACUAAUGUUUCUUGACCAUUUAUAGUUCUUUUUGAGUGAUUCUAACAACCGAAAAUGUUGACGGAAAGAUCAUAUAUGAACAAAAAUAAAAUAAUCAAAAUAUCAAAUGUAGGAUUAUUUAUAGAUUAUUUUGAUGAUGCGGAUGAUAUUUUUUGAGAUUAUGGUUGAGAAUUGAGAUGUUGGGAUUAUUUGAACAGAUUAUUUGAUAAAAAGAUCUGGUAUCAAAUUCAAAAGCUGGAUUAUUUGAAGAUUAUUUUCAACUUUUAGGUUUCUUUCCCCAUUUUUUAGGCAUACUAGUUUUAAUUGCAUGCAAUAUGAGGCCUGUUAUAAAAUUAAUAACACUAUCCGAUGUUAAAUUAAAACUGCAUGCACUAGUUCAACUUCCAAAACCAAUUAAAGAAGUGUCACUUAUAAUUCAAAAUCCAAUUGUAAUUGAAAUCCAACGGCAAUUAUAUCGUGUAUAUAUACAUCUAUUUGAUUCCUAAACACACUCUAUUGUCUGUUUUCUACCACCUGGUUUUUUUCAACAAAAAAGAGGCCAGUGAAGCCAGAAGCGUUCAAAAACACAAUAUUUUUUCCCAUUCUCUUAAACAACAGUUGGAAAGCGGAGUUCCUCCAAAACCAGAGGGAGCGCCGUGCAACCGGAAAGUCGACCAGAGAUAAGGUCAGGAAGUAACGCCCGCUGGUAAUUUCUUCCAUUUUCUGUACUUUCAUGCUUCGUUUUUUGAUGUACUGAUAGGGUUUUUGUGGAAAGAAAGUUAUGGGCGGAAAAGGAGAAACUCCGGCGAUCGGAAUCGACUUAGGUAUAACGUACUCCCGCGUCGGAGUGUGGCGACCCCAAAAUGAACGUGUAGAUAUCAUAGCCAACACCUUUGGGAACAAAAAGACGCCGUGUUGCGUCGCGUUCACGGACACUGAACAUUUCAUUGGUGAUGCCGCCAGAAACCAAAUCUCCAUGAACCCCACUAACACCAUCUUUGAUGCUAAGCGAUUGGUAGGGAGGAGAUUCAGUGACCCCUCAGUGCAGAGUGACAUGAAGUUUUGGCCCUUCAAGGUGGUUGCCGGGCCUUGUGACAAGCCAAUGAUGGUAGUGACCUACAAUGGUAAGGAGAAGCAAAUUUCUGCAGAGGAAAUUUCUUCAAUGGUUCUAACACAGAUGAGGGAGAUUGCAGAGGCCUGUGUCGGAACAACAAUCAAGAAUGCAGUGCUAACUGUCCCUGUUGAUUUCAAUUACUCUCAAUGCAAUGCCACAGAAGAUGCUGGAAUCAUUUCCGGUCUCAAUGUUAUGGCCAUCAUCGAUGAACACACCGCAGCUGCAAUUGCAUACGGAUUGGACAAGAAAGCAAGCUCUGGGGUGAAGAAUGUGCUCAUAUUUGAUCUUGGAAGUUGCAGUUGUGAUGUUUCUCUGCUCAGGAUAGAAGAUGGAUACAUUGAGGUUCAGGCCACUUCAGGUGACACCCUCCUGGGAGGUGUAUAUUUCGAUGACAGAAUGGUUGACCACUUUGUCCAGCAGUUCAAAAGGAAGCACAAAAAGGAUAUCAGUGAGAACCCCAAGGCUUUGGAGAGACUAAGGUCAGCCUGCGAGAGGGCAAAGAAGAUCUUGUCAGGCAGCGUCCAGGCUACCAUUGGACUUGAUUCGUUGUUCCAGGGUAUUGAGUAUGACUCACCCAUUGCAAGGUCCAUGAUGCUGAGGACAGCACAUGAGAAAGCAAAGAGGAGUUCAUCUUCUUCUGCUCAGGUCACAAUGGAAGUUGAUUUUUUCAAUAAGAGUAUUGAUUUUUACACGACCAUCACAAGGACGAAGUUCGAGGAUCUGAACAUGGAUUUUUUUAGUAAGUGUACGGAGCUGGUUGAGUGGUUUUUGAUUAAUGCUGGGUUGGAUAAGAGCGAUGUCGAUGAUGUUGUCCUUGUUGGUGGAUCUACUCGGAUCUCUAAGAUCCAAGAAUUGCUGCAAGACUUCUUCGAUGGGAAGAACCUAUGCAAGAGCAUCAACCCGGAUGAAGUCAUUGCCUAUGGUGCUGCUGUGCGUGCUGCGGGUUUGCAGGAGAGAUACACGGUGCAGGUGAACCAUGAGAUAGAACUCCAACGGAAAAGGAUUGUGGAGUUGGAGCUGGAGAACAGAAGACUCUUGGCCAAGAUGAAGAGUAAACAGAGGGAGGCAGACAAAGCCAAAAAGUUGGCAGAGGGAUAUAUGUAUGAGAUGAUGAAUUUGAAAACGUACGGGAGAAAACGGCCAGGACCCGUAUGAGACCUUUGAGAAAACUCCUUUCCACCCCCUAAACUGAUCCAUGUAAGUAAGUUGUUAUGUAACCCCCACCCCCUUUGUGUAACAGGUUGUUUGUUGUUGGAAUAUUGUUUUUGGUUUUUGCUGUCCUUUCUCUCCUGCUUGCUGUGCAUGUAUUUACUACCAAAAAUGCUCAGAAAGCAACAUGACAUGAGAAAAGUAAGGAAAUUAAAUAUCCAACCUUUGCCAUUACUCCAAGGAUCUAGUGUGUGUGUG
This is a messenger RNA of Cuscuta europaea, 8546 nucleotides long. The record is from the annotation of a GenBank genome assembly. NCBI's taxonomy places the organism in Eukaryota, Viridiplantae, Streptophyta, Magnoliopsida, Solanales, Convolvulaceae.